Messenger RNA from Gloeophyllum trabeum ATCC 11539, 1329 nucleotides. RefSeq lists its product as uncharacterized. The coding region runs from base 123 to 1109 and encodes 328 amino acids. NCBI's taxonomy places the organism in Eukaryota, Fungi, Basidiomycota, Agaricomycetes, Gloeophyllales, Gloeophyllaceae. The record is from RefSeq and is a predicted model, not a curated record. The transcript is spliced from 2 exons.
GUCUGCGGCUGUGUGGCAUAUAAUUAUAAUGCUCCCGCUUCAACUAAGCGUUUUCCUGGGUCGAUAAAGACAACAACGGUCGCUGCAGGGAGCAAAAGUUACGGUCCUUACCUCUUCCCACCAUGGUGCGAUUCGGAAUCUGGAGGAUCGCUCAACUCGCCUUACUAUGGGGGAUUGCGAUUCAAAUCCCUUUCGUCACGCUCAUUUUCAUUUCCGACGGCGUCAAGAGCGACACCUUCCCGCAAGAGCGAGUACUGCUCUUGACCGAAAACUGGGUACCAGCAGAACAGUGGCGGCGCUACGAAGACGAGUUCAUCGCGGUCCGCUGGGACGUUGAGCUACCCGUCGCAGGGACACACUCGACUGGAAGCCUCCUCGUCAAUGAUCGGCAAAUACCUUUGGUCGAGCACUCGAAGGCGUCUCUCACCUUCCACCAGUCACGUAUAUGGGGUCCCCAGCGGUGGAUCCUCCAGAUGUGCGAGAUUGGCGGGUUGACGCCCACGACGGACAGCAGGAUGAUGUAUGCGGUAAUCGGGGAGCGGCUCCAGCGGUCGAAGGACAACGUCGUGCUGGCGGUAGAACUGCAGCAGAGCGCCGGGAGGUGGUCGCUAUACACCAUAGAUGAGCAUGAGGCUCUCGCGACUGUGCCGAUGCUGACCUUCGAGGCGUCUUCGCCGGACGAUCCCACCGCGGUCCCAGAAAUAUACUACGCAGCAGGCGACCCAACCACCCCGUACUGGAAGCAGCGCAUCAUUUUUGGCGCAUGGCUCUACGUCGUCCUCGUGCCCGCCUACAUUAUCUCUAUGGCCGUCACGGUCGCCACGUACAUCGUUUUCACCAUCGGGACGCUCAUCUUCCGCCUGAUCAUGGGGCUUGUCAUCGCCGCGCUCGGCCUCGCCUCUCUAUUCGCGCUUGUAUUCGGCUUUUGGAUGUAUAAGGAGAGUCGGCGGUCCAGCGAGGGCGCCACGACGGCUCCUUUGCCGCCUGCCGCAGGUGGCUCGGAUCAAACAAGCAGGGAGGUCGUCUUCGAUAUUGAUGAGAAGAUUCUCGAAGAGGGUUUGGCUGGAGAUUCUCCCGCGUCUGCUCCCCCUCCUAGCCAGAAAUCAUAGGGUUCAUGGAUGCUUCUCGCUGGGUAACUGCUUAUUGUGAUAUAUAUUAUGGACUCUGCACAGGAGCGCAACGGACUGUGCGGUGUAUUCGCGUGUUUGCCAAUGGCCGAAGCCUAGUCGAUGGAAUGUCACAGGAGCGCGUUCUUACGAGGGGGCGCUAGUACUGAAGCCUUAACCUCAGAGGUAAUGCUUCUGAAUGACCUUCUUGAUAUGAUCCUCC